Messenger RNA from Aspergillus fijiensis CBS 313.89, 2227 nucleotides. Its product is annotated as carboxylesterase/lipase family protein. The record is from RefSeq and is a predicted model, not a curated record. The transcript has a single exon. NCBI's taxonomy places the organism in Eukaryota, Fungi, Ascomycota, Eurotiomycetes, Eurotiales, Aspergillaceae. The coding region runs from base 314 to 1990 and encodes 558 amino acids.
UUAAUUCUUGUCUGCGGCCUGCGGAUCCUCCCGGUGGUUCCGACCCACAUUAUGCAGUUAUCUUCAUGAGAAAUCUUUAGUACAGCCGUACGAAGGCACUUCCAAUGGUUACACUAACUACUCGAAACGAUGACGACGACGGACGAUCCUCACUGCCGAGUUGCGAGACAAAUCCGCGGGACAAGCUUGCUUGCGACCCAAGCUUGAUGGUAUAUAAGGAGGGUUGUAUCCAGACAUCCUCUCGUUCAACAGCCAAUCUCGUCCUCAUUCAUCCUCUUCUCAGUAUCAGAACGUGGGCGAACAACCUUUCCUCAUGCACGUCAUCUCCACCCUGGCCGGCCUGACAGCCGUUGCACCACUGGCAGCGUUCGCUACUCCUUUGGCACGAUCUUCCACCUCGCAAUUGCCAAUCAUCAAUACCACCCUGGGUGAUGUGCAGGGUCAAUACUCACCUUUUCGUGGCGGCGAUGUGGCUGUUGUCUAUAAAGGAAUUCCUUUUGCCGCUCCCCCUACAGGAGACAAUCGCUGGAAGGCUCCUCAACCUGCCACAUCGUGGAGUGGUGUUCUCAAUGCGACUGAGUUUGGUCCUCAGUGUGCCCAGACUAUCAGCAGUGCGGGUAUCUUCAGCAGUGGCAAGACUACUACGAGCGAAGACUGUUUAUACCUGAACAUCUGGACGCCCAACUACAACGACACCUCGGACAUCACAUCUAAGAAUCUACCCGUGUACUUCUGGAUCUAUGGUGGUCGGUUCGAAGGAGGCUCGGGAGAUGUGCUGACCUACGAUGGCACCGGUCUCGCAGCCAAAGACAUCAUUGUCGUGACCAUCAACUACCGUCUGGGUGCAUUCGGUUACCUUGCCCACCCCGAGCUUUCCGCUGAGUCCGGCCACAACAGCUCCGGCAAUUACGGCAUCCUUGAUCAGCAGGCUGCGCUGCGUUGGGUCCACGAGAACAUCGCCAACUUCGGUGGAAAUGCCAGUCAGAUCACUGUGGGCGGACAGUCUGCCGGCUCUGCCAGCGCCCUCGACUCCAUGUGGAGUCCUCUGAACAAGGGCCUGGUGGCGGGUGUCAUCGCCGAAAGUGGUGCGCGUGGCCCUCACGACCCUAUGACGGGUAGUGCAGCAACCAGCUACCGUACCAAAGCUGCUGCUGAAGCCCAGGGCGUUGAGUUUCUCAAGGAGUUGAACGUUACCAGCCUAGCUGCGGCCCGUAAGGUUUCUACAGAAACGUUGAUUGGAUACGACUCGCUCAGCGACACCAUCUUCGAAGGCACUCAGUUCCAGAACCUGUCCAGCUUCUUCAUGGAACCGCCCAUGUGGCGCCCAAACAUCGAUGGCUACGUCCUCCCUUACGGCUACGGCGAGUCGCUGUCUCUUGACGCGCACCUAGACGUGCCCAUCCUCACUGGAAACAACAAGGAUGAAUCGGGCGCCAGCCCUGACCCAGGCUUGACCGUCGCCAGCUACAAGGAGCUCUACACCGAGCUGUUCGGGAACAACGCCAGCCAGUUUUUCGACCUCUACCCCGGUCAGAGCCUCGCCCAGGCGAACAACAACUCGAACGAGUUCUACCGCGACCUGAGCCGUGUCGGCACCUGGCAGUGGUCCGUGGACUGGGCCGCCGGUGGUGCCAAGAGCCCCGUCUACACCUACUACUUCACCCGCAGCCCUGCUGAGAACCGCGACGAGGGUGCGUACCACGGCUCGGAGCUUUGGUACAGCUUCAACAACAUCCCCUACUCGGACUACUCCAACGUGACCUGGUACCCUUACGAUUACAUUGUCGAGGAGCGCAUGUCCAACUACUGGGCGAACUUCAUUCGGACCGGCAACCCUAACGGGGAUGGACUGCCCGAGUUCGCCCCCAGCACCAAGGACAAGCAACAGACGAUGUGGCUGGGCAAUUCCUGGGGAUCGGGCCCUCUUUCUGCUGACGACUCGCGGAUUGAGUUCAUGGAGGCUUGGUUGGCGACGAUGCCUGAGUGGUAGUUUGGGAUGGUUCAUCGCUAUCUGGUGGGUUUCUGGUGGUGCAGUGACACUGUGCGAUGCUUUAUGCUAGGUAUUGUUUAUACCUUAGUGGUCCGAGUCCUUGAAGGACAGGGCACUUUCGCUUCUUGACAUUCUUUUUCCUGUAUAUUACUACGGCAGCUACUAUACUUGGACCUGUGUGGUUUUAUCUUUUAUUUUACCCCGUUGCACAAAAUAGAGAUCACAAUAUAGUAUUUA